AUGAAAAAUAGAAGCAGUACAUCAGGGGAUGAAAUAGAACAAGAACUUUUAUGUAGCACAAGUUCGAAGAAGAGCGGUUUUGCAUAUGUUCGUAUUAAUACACCUUCGCAGCUCAAAGAUGAAUAUGAAAUUGGUCCAGUCAUAGGUGAAGGUACAUUCGGCAUUGUUUAUCAUGCUUCGAGAAAAACUGAUGGUGUGAACUGUGCAAUUAAGAAAAUUUCACGCAUAAACUCCUUCUCUGCAAGUGAGCGUGCUCGUUUAGAUCGUGAAAUAUCCAUAUUAAGACAUGUUAAACAUCCUGGAAUUAUAAAACUCUUAUCUGUUGCUGAAUCACCAAAAGUUAUAUUCCUCAUAACUGAAUUAUGUGAAGGCAGUUCACUAGAUCAUUAUAUGAAACAAUUACCAGAAAAUACUGGACUACAAGAAUAUAUUGUGGUGGCUAUUGUAAAACAAAUAGCUUCAGCUUUAUCUUAUUUGCAUAAUCGAGGUAUUGUACAUAGAGAUUUAAAACCUGGAAAUAUUAUGUUAUUAAACAAAGUAGAAUUAGAUUUUCGUACUAUACCUCCGGUGAACUUUAAGUCAAAUUUUAAAUAUUCAUCGGACAGUAGAAUAAUUUCUUUCGAUUCUCUUAUUAAACAUCAAAAACCUGAAAAUGAACACAUUGAACUCCAUAAUGACUCGUGUUCCAAUCACAGUGGUACACUAUCAGAAAUAACAACGACGACAACAAUAACAACUGAAACAAUAUGCUCAUCUGUAUUUACUCGAAAUAAACCAGUGAAUUCAAACACAAAACCAUUGCCUGUUUGCUGUAGACAUGAUUCUACAUUAUUAGAAUGUAAUACAAAAACAAAUCAUAAUUCAAACAUCCAACCUAGAAUCCCAUCAUUUCAACUUGAUGAUGAUUAUUGUAUAAAUGUUGAAAAUAAAUAUCCACCUAAAGAAUUACAAACGAAAUUAAUUGAUUUUGGUUUAGCCAUAGAAGUACGCAAAAGUGAAGAAGUAUUAGCUAAUCCAUGUGGUACACUAUUGUACAUGGCACCGGAAGUAUUGAAUGGACGAUCAUAUACACGUCAAUGUGACUUAUGGAGUUUAGGUGUCAUUAUCUUUAUAUUGUUAACAAAUCAAACACCAUUUAAUUCACAAAAUGAAAAACAGUUAAUCAAUGAAUUAAAUCAAUCUAAUAUACAAAAGAUAAUAGAAAAAUUAGGUAAUUAUAUAACAUCAUUAUGUAAAGAAUGUUUAAUACGCUUAUUAACUGUUGAUCCAGCUUAUCGUUUAACCGCUAAUCAACUUCUAAUUGAUCCAUGGUUAUCAUUUUAUCCAGUAUAUAAUUCAAAUGAAGUAGUGAAUAAUCAUUUGAAUGCAUCUAAAAAAGAAAAAGAAUAUGAACAAAUGAAUUUAUCAAAAAUUUAUUCACUUAAUAAUUUGACUGGAAAUUCUAUCAUACCAUCUUCUUGUAGUAAUAGUAGCAGUAGUAAUACUAAUAAAUGUAUUUCUAGACCAUCAUCAUUUUCUCGUUUCAAGACAACUGAUACAUAUUCUACAACGAAUGUACUUGAAUUAAUGAAACAAUAUCAUAAAGAAUUGAAUAAUUGUAAGCAAGAUGUUGAAAAGGUGAAUCAAUGA
Schistosoma margrebowiei is the source of this 1629-nucleotide messenger RNA. Lineage: Eukaryota; Metazoa; Platyhelminthes; Trematoda; Strigeidida; Schistosomatidae. The record is from the annotation of a GenBank genome assembly.